GCCAACCAAAAUAUUAAUAUACAAAUCUUUCGGUUCCACCUUACGCUGCUUUACACACUCCAGAGUCUAGUUCAGCACGUCAUGGGUGUGGUUAGUGGCAUUAGCAGGCCUAUCAUUGUCGACGACUGGACGUCUCUAGACAGUGACCAUGAUAUGGCCGAUGACUAUGACUAUGACUCCCCCUUAACGGACCUGGAAGACAGUACUGGCGGUAGCGAGUAUAGCAGCCUGGAGGAGACAUUCAGUGAAUCAAGCGGUAGUGAAUAUGGCGGAGAGACACAUAAGAAACAACCUGCAAAAAAACGCUCCAGGACCGCUAAAGCACUCGACACCGGUAUGGCACUAGCAACAAAAGUCUCUGGCAGAAAAAAGAGAACGCUUAGUCUCAUUGUCACUAUGCCGAUUGACAUUCUUCUCGAGAUCUUUGGACUUUUGGAGCCGGUAGACCUUUUAUAUCUGUCACGCACGAGCAAAGCUUUCCGGAAGGUUCUCUUAUCUAACAGUGCGGUUUCGGUCUGGAAAGCUGCCCGCGUCAAUCGUGGCGGUGUUCCCGAUUGCAUGCCUGGCAUGUCUGAGGUCACAUGGGCCAACCUGUUAUUUGGUGGUUCUCAGUGUUAUGUGUGUGGCACCAAGGGAAUUAUGAGAAUAGACUUCGGUAUCAGACGCAGAGUAUGCACCUCGUGCCUCAAGAAGAACCUGGUCUAUAAGCCCAACUUUUCAUCGAAAUUUCCCGACUUAGAUCCAAUCAUCAUGGAUUUAAUACUAUUCACUAACACCGGUGGAUGGGCUCAUGGUCACGCCAGUGGAAGCAAGUUUUUUUGGUCGGACGACGUACUAAAGAUGGCAGCUCAGUUGGGGAUGUACCAGAAGGAUGUGCACAUGUUCAAACCAGGUGCCAAGAAAAGGCUGGAAGACUUCAAGCAAUCACACAAGAGAUAUGUUGACUCUGUUGUUGAUCAUGCUGCAGUGUGUAAUGCUUGGGUCGAUGGAGACCGCAAACAUCAUCUAUUGGCGGCCGACGAGCUUCGCAGCCAAAAUAAAGAGUUGAUUAAAGCUAGGUUAGUCCAACUCGGCCACGAUGCUAACGAUGUGACGCGCAUGUUCCGUCAUCGUGAAUAUGCCAUGGAUAAGGAACUUACCGAUGCACGGUGGAAGCGUUUACUCCCAAGAAUCGAGCAUAAUCUUUCUGAAUUGAAGGAAGAGUGGCGUCUCGAGGACCAAGAAAAUGCAUCGUAUUACCGGAAGAUGCACCUGUUGGAGAUGUAUGGCGACUACGUGCGGCAGUUGCGAACUCUCGUACCUCCUUCCAAAUCCUUCUUGAAGCUCUAUGAUGUCGCGGAAUUUAUCAACAGUCCGCCCGCUGUGGAACGAGAAAGCGAGAUCAAUGCUUGUCGUACUUUUGCCGACAAAUUGCCCGAAUUUUGUACUAGGUAUAUCCAUCAAACAAAGCUCGCACUGACGCAACUCCUUCGCCCCUCCACUGGUGUAUCGCAAGAUACCCUGGCGCCACAAAAUCAGGGUAUUGACGCCCCUGACGAGACCCUACUGCAACUAGCCACUUCUAUUUUCCAAUGUGUUCCCUCGCGUCCUUUCCCACUGAUCACAUGGGACAAAGUGCAGCAUCACGAAUGCUCUUCUCGUCAUUUUUACCCAGGGUCGAUGGCGACAGCAGCAGCUUGCACAUUUUCGAUCUCUCAAUCUGGGAUUACUGCCGCCCGCUCUUUGAUAAGCUUGGUCGGCCUUGAUGCCAAAAUUACGACUGCAACCACAAUGGAUCAACUCCUGUGUCACUUUUUUUGCUCCAACUGUCCGCCCAAGCUAGAGAACGGAGGAUCCUACCGGAUGGCGAUGGACUGGCGUCGGAGUGUCAUCCAUUGCGUCGAGGAAUCGCACGCAGAGCCUCGUUGGGAGCUUUUGAGUGCUGCGCAACUUAAAGUGGUCUACGGCCCGUAUCCUCUCGAAUACCCCAGAGCUACUGAUCUAGUGUGGUGCUGUAGCAAGUGCGAUAGGCAUCAUGAAAAACCAGUUAACAAGGCUACCAUCAUUGAUCAUUUACGAUGGCAUGGAAUCGCCGCUCCGAUCCAAGGAACCGAUUUUAGCUAUGACACAGCCCCUGUUAGGCAACCACCACUAGGAACGAAGUUCUUCCUUACCCCGCCUCAGCCGCCCAAGAAGCAGACAAAAGACUAUCGCUGCAAGCGCUGCAAUGGCUCACGGAGUUUUAUGUUGGACGGUGUCAGGCAGCACAUCAAAUCCAAGCACAAAAUCGGCUCUCCACUUGAAGGGACAGACUUCUGUAAAAUCAAGUAAUGACAUAUCGUCACUCCGUAGCCUCCUUCAUAUUUUGCUCCAUAUGCUCGUUAACACAUUUGCUCACGUACGCUAUUUGCAUCGCCAACCCUAAUGUCUAUGUACUCCGGAAUUUCAUCUACUGUCAAA
Molecule: messenger RNA, 2439 nt
Organism: Suillus subalutaceus
Lineage: Eukaryota; Fungi; Basidiomycota; Agaricomycetes; Boletales; Suillaceae
Exons: 12
Coding region: 82-2310 (742 amino acids)
Molecular function (GO): protein binding
Source: RefSeq, a predicted model, not a curated record